Molecule: messenger RNA, 528 nt
Organism: Macrosiphum euphorbiae (potato aphid)
Lineage: Eukaryota; Metazoa; Arthropoda; Insecta; Hemiptera; Aphididae
Source: the annotation of a GenBank genome assembly
AUGUCGUCGUCUCAGACAGUUUCGCUGAGCGGACAGAGUUCCGAAUUGGAAUGUAAUUUUUUCCCGCCCUUAGAAGUGGGGAGUAAAUCAGAAAUCGGGCUUCUGAGUAUACAAACAUAUAAUUCCAUACCCAACGUUGGGGCUGGAUGUGAUACUCUGCAUAUUAUUAACGGUAGCCAGCGAGUGACCACUAAGAUUAAAAUACCGACCGGUUGUUACGAAAUAAUUGCUUUGGAAGCUAAAAUACGUGAACUUUUAAAAGACAUUGGUGUACGUUUUUUCAGUCUGUCGACCGAUAACAGUACGCUUAAAUGCACACUGCAUUGUAAUAGUGAAAUCGACUUAAACGUCGACGGCAGCAUUGCACCGUUAUUGGGCUUCGAUAGACGAAUUUUGGAGUGCGAUCGUAGACAUGAAUCCGAUCGUGUGGUGAAAAUUAUGAAUGUCAACACGAUAAAAGUCGAAUGCAACUUGGCUUUGGGCUCAUUCGACAACGGUCGGCAAUCGCACACGAUACACGAAUUUUAA